Molecule: messenger RNA, 1176 nt
Organism: Fusarium falciforme
Lineage: Eukaryota; Fungi; Ascomycota; Sordariomycetes; Hypocreales; Nectriaceae
Product: Fungal-trans domain-containing protein
Exons: 2
Coding region: 1-1176 (391 amino acids)
Cellular component (GO): nucleus
Source: RefSeq, a predicted model, not a curated record
AUGGACAUGCCUGUUUCAACAGGGUUCUUGACCAGCGAUGCUGAUGCCUCCGGCGAGUCAAACAUUGGUCUGCUGGGCUAUUGCUUACGCGUGCUCGACAUUCGUGAUCGUUGUCAGAGGCUCACGCUGAAGAUUAGCAAUCAUCGGAAACUCUCACAAGAUUCAUUUACCGCCGUCCAGUCCAUCGAGGAUGAGCUUCAGCGAUUUAGCAUCUCACUUCCAGAGCGCUACAGAUUUGAUGCCAAGUCAUUCUCUUUACGAGCCUUCUCCCCCUCAAGAACUCCGUUCCUAAUGCUCCACGCUUGGUGGCAUCAAACGCACUGCGACCUCUUUCGCUUUACUAUUCCCGGGUUCCGAGAGGGUCUCCCCAUAGCCGAAAUCUCCCAACUAUCGCCAGAAUUCGCAACUUCUUGUCGCGAGAAAUGUCUGUCUCACGCCUUGUCCGUAUCAAGGAUCCUCGAGACGCCGAAGUUGGUUGGCGGGGCAGAUUUGAUCAGCGAUCCGUCCCUCGCCAUGUGUGCUUUCCACUCGGCGAGGAUCAUCUCAAGACUGGGGCAGCAUCCGAUGGGCAACUUGCCACAAGAUGAGCUCGUUACAAGGUUAUCCUCGUGUGCCGAUGCACUAGAAGAGCAAGCCGCGAUUUAUCCCACAUCUGCCAUCUUGAAGAAGGGCAUCAUGGAUCUCGUCAGUGAUGCUCAGCGAGAUCGGGAUGGACAAUUUGCGUGCCCGUCUAUCUGGGAGGAGGAAGAACGGGAGACUAAUCUUUCAGGGAGCUCUGCUAUACAGGGCGGAGAAACUAGACGAAAGGAGAUUUACUCAAAACACAGUGUCAGUGAGGUGGUUCAGAAUCUACAUUUCGAGCCUGGAGACGGCGAUGAAGGCAGCACAAUUACUCAAGAGGCGGCAGCGACGAAUGAAUCCAGCUCGACAUACCUCGAGAACCGCCCUACUCUUAUGAACGUUCAGUUGAUGGAGGCCCAACAGCAAACGACUAUACCAGAGCUCUUCGAUGCAUCGAUACACGAUUUCGAUGGCUACCUAGGAGGUUCUUCGGGGUAUAACGACGAGUUUUCUGCUCUUGGGGCCGAUCCAAGACACGAUUCUGGACAGCCUGAUCUAUUUAUGGACUCGUUCUGGCCUUUGAUGGAGGGAGACUGGAUGCCUGGGCAGAUGUAG